GAUUCUUCAUUGUGUGAUUUGAGGCAUCUAGUUCUCUUGAAUCUUGAUUUCAACCAAUUUGAUGGAAGCAAAAUUCCGAAGUGCAUUGAUUCUCUUGGUCAACUAAGAGAGCUAAGGCUUUCAAAUACUAAUAUUAGUGGUACUAUUCCUCAUGGGCUACAAAAUCUAUCUAAUUUACAGAUUAUUGAUCUUGGAGGAAAUUCUAAUUUGAUUGCAAAUGAUCUUGAUUGGAUUCCUCAUCUUUCAUCUUUGAGAUAUCUUGAUUUGUCAGGAGUUAAUCUAAGUCAAGUUAUUGGUUGGCAAUCAUCAUUGUCGAACAAAACUCCUCAACUAAGAACCUUGAAACUUCAUGAAUCUUCACUUUAUGGCGUUAUUUCUCAUGAAAUGAAGAAUCUUUCCAAUUUACAAAUUCUUGAUCUUGGAUGGAAUUCUAAUUUGAUUGCAAAUAAUCUUCAGUGGAUUUCUCACCUUUCCUCUUUGAGAUAUCUUGAUUUGUCAGGAAGUAAUCUUAGUCAAGCUAUUGAUUGGCAAUCAUCAUUAGGCAUGGCCCCUUCUCUAGUUGAACUUAACUUGGCUGGCUGUGCUUUGAUAUCUUAUCUCAAUCCUAAAUCUUUCUUCCCCGCAAAUUCUUCCUCUUCCCUCAAAGUCCUUUAUUUGGCAUCAAAUUAUUUAGAUUCUUCAAUCUUACCUUGGGUGUCUAAUAUUAGCAAAGUCCUAACACGACUUGAUCUAUCUAGAAACAUUUUGCAACAUGCAUAUGCUCUAAACAUUAAUUCUCUUCAGGUUUUGGAUCUCAGAGAAAAUUCCCUACAACUUGAUCCUGGAGCUUUUUCAAAUCUAAAUUCUCUUGAAUCUUUAGAUCUUUCAUAUGGUUCUUUGCAACAAAUUGUUCCCAAAGCUUUUGCAAAUAUGAUUUCACUUAAAAGCCUUUAUCUCACAUCAACAUCCUUACAACAUUUCUCUCCAGAUGCCUUCAAAAAUACCACCUCUCUUAAAGUUCUUGAGGUUGCACACAAUAAUCUUGAUAAUAGCAUGGUCAACUCCAUAUCAAAUUUGUGUCAAUUGAAAGAGCUAGGGCUGUCAUACAAUAAGUUUUCUGAUAAAUUAAGUGAAUGGAUACCACAAGUAUCUUGUGCCCAAUACAGCCUAGAGAUGUUGGAUUUAAGUGACAACCCAUUUAGUGAGGGGCCUUUCCCUAAUUUUUCAAGAUUUUCAUCUUUGGUGCAAUUAGAUCUUGCAAAUACCAGUCUUCAUGGGCCAAUGCCACAAUCAUUUGGGCCCUUACCUCACCUUUCAAGAUUGGAUCUAAGCUAUAACAAUUUGAGUGAGUCAUUGCCUCAGUUUAUUGGUCUUAGAUCAUUGAGUUAUUUAGAUCUCUCCAACAAUCAUUUGAGUGGACCAUUGGCAGAGAUUGAUGGACUUCCAUCAUUGGAACAUCUAGAUAUCUCUAAUAAUAAGUUGAAUGAGAUUCUUCCAAGGACUUUUAGAAAUCUUCCUCUUCUCAGUAUAUUGGAUCUCUCUUCCAAUAAGUUGAAUCAUGAGAUUAAUGAAACAUAUCUAUCAACUUUGUCUUGUUUAAAAAUUUUGGAUGUCUCCAACAAUCCGAUUUCUGUCAACUUUAAUUCAAAUUGGGUGCCACCUUUCCAAUUGGAAUAUUUUCUUGCAUCAUCGUGUAAUUGUGGUCCCCAAUUUCCAACGUGGUUGAAAUAUCAAAGGGAGCUUGUGGCCUUGGACAUUUCUUAUGCACAAAUCUUUGAUUCUAUUCCUCAAUGGAUUCUGUUAUUUCCUAAUUUGCGAUACCUGAAUAUUUCCCAUAACAAAAUUCAUGGGGAGUGGCCGAAAUCAGUCUUGAUGAAAUUGGAAAGUGCUUAUACUUGGGACUUGAGUUUCAAUAAUUUUUCUGGUCCCCUACCUUAUUUUCCACAAAAAGCAACGGGCUUGUUUCUCUCAAAUAACAUGUUUUCAGGAACCAUAUCCUUUAUAUGUGCAACAUUUCAGUCACAAUUAUAUUAUCUUGACAUGUCAAGUAAUUCAUUAUCAGGAAGACUUCCUGAUUGUUGGAAGCAGUUCCCCUUGUUGAGAGUUCUAAAAUUAGCAUACAAUAAUUUCUCAGGGAGAAUACCGAAUUCAAUCACUACUUUGAUAGGCCUUCAGAGUAUCCAUUUGAAUAACAAUAACUUCUCAGGCCAAAUGCCCUCAUUGAUAAAUUCUCCCAACUUGUUGUUCAUUGACUUUGGACAGAAUAAUUUGAUUGGAAAAUUGCCAUCAUGGACAGGGCACAGCUUGCCCAAUUUGGUUGGUCUACGUUUGCAGGCAAACAAGUUCCAUGGAACCAUUCCAACAAAUUUUUGUAACUUUCCUAUUCUCCAAAUUUUAGAUCUCUCACAAAAUAAUAUUGCGGGAAGUAUACCUUAUUGCUUUAAUAACUUGAGAGCUCUGUCCAAUAUAACAUUUUUUAGGCAACCAAUUUCUUUUAAUGACAUAUUCCUUGAUGGUUUUCUUUCUCAUGAUAUUCUGAGUGGUAUUAUUUGCAAAGUAGCAGAAUUAGAAAAUGCUUUACUCAUGGAGAAAGCAAUGUUGGUAUGGAAAGGUGAACUUGUUGAGUAUGGGAAGAAUCUUGGACUGAUGACGACCAUUGAUCUCUCUUGCAAUCACCUAACGGGAGAAAUCCCAAGUAGCAUAACAACACUUGCAGCGUUGGCUUCCCUAAACCUAUCCAGAAAUAAACUGAUAGGAUCCAUUCCUGACAACAUGGGCCAAAUGAAAAGGUUGGAAUCACUUGAUUUGUCAAGCAACACUCUUUCUGGUGAAAUUCCAAAUACCUUUUCAGCUUUGAGUUUUCUCAGUUUCUUGAACUUGUCCUUCAACAACUUAUCAGGAAAGAUUCCAAUUGGCACCCAACUUCAAUCCUUUGAUGCUUCUAGUUAUAUAGGAAACCAAGGGCUUUGUGGCCAGCCAUUGAAAGAAAUAUGUCCAGGAGAUGGAAGUUCAUAUCCAUCUCCAAAUCCACCCAACAUUGAUGCAGAUGAUGAGAAUGAUAAGUUCAUAAGCUUUGGGUUUUAUGUGUGCAUGGCUUUUGGAUUUAUUUUUGGAUUUUGGGGAGUUUGUGGAUCCUUAGUUCUCAAAAAUUCUUGGAGACAUUCAUUUUUUCACUUCUUCGAAAACAUGAACGACUGGAUUUACAUUCAUGUUACUGUCUUGAAGGCAAAGCUAAAGAGAAGGUUCCAAGACUAACAGGAAGCAGAGAGAGGGAGAAAAUCUGUUGGAGAAAACUGAAGCACAAUACAGUAAGAUGAUUCAUAUGGUCUGCUUCUUCAUGACAGAGCAUCUCAAUGGAAUAAACAUGGUGAACAUUAGAAGAGCGGCUAUGGAAAGAAGAAGUUGAUGAUUGGAUCUCAAGCAUUAAAGAGAGACUCUUUAUUCUAAAACCAUAUCUAGGCAUCUAUUAUAAGAAAGCUGCUGUUUAAUUAGUAAAAGCUGAAGAGCUGCCAUGGGGUGAAUAAUUUUGCAGAGAUUUAUAGUGGGUAGUGAAAAUAGGAAAGUUAAUUGUUGGAUUUUUGGAGUUUUUGUAUGUGCUUAGUGAUUGCCCAUAUAUACAAAAAAAAAAAUCCCUUGCUUCGUGCUUGGGGACUGGA
This is a messenger RNA of Prosopis cineraria, 3635 nucleotides long. RefSeq names its product receptor-like protein EIX2. The transcript is spliced from 2 exons. Lineage: Eukaryota; Viridiplantae; Streptophyta; Magnoliopsida; Fabales; Fabaceae. Bases 385 to 3234 code for a protein of 949 amino acids. Gene Ontology annotation, molecular function: protein binding. The record is from RefSeq and is a predicted model, not a curated record.